CGGAUUAUUUUAUUUUUCUUUUUAUUCCCGCUGUAAUAUUCAUCAAUCUUAAGGUAGUAUUAAUGGAGUUUGGAUUCGGCAUCGCGGGUUCCUCCGGCAACGGAAUGAGUUCUGAAGUUCCGGUAGAAACCUCUUCGGUCGCCAUGGUUGUGCCAUCCUCACCGCUGCCCUUGGAGUCAAGUGUGGGGGCCGCCACCAUGACCUCCUUUUCGAUGCCGAGCUCGAUCUUCGGGUCGGCCCCUCGACCCAUUCCGGGGCUCGAAACCACGGGUGGUUACCCUGUCGGUAAUACGAACCCGUUCCUUGGACCGUCUAUGGCUUCGGCCACGACGGUCAACUUCGGACCGAACACGAGUUUCAACGCACCGGUCAAUCCAUUUGUCGGACCUCAUUGGGCGUCCAACGGGCCUUUCCUCCAUACGCCCAAUGAAGUAGGGCCAAUUUCAGUGCCCACUAGUACGGUCCAAAGGCCACCAAAGUUCAAUGGCACGAACUUCAAAAUGUGGCAACAAAAGAUGACGUUCUUCUUGACUGUCCUAGGAUUUGCUGAAUACCUACAGCAAGAUCCUCCUGAGGCGAAUGACAAUAAUGACCCCCCCGUGGCGAUGGUGAACCAAGCAUGGUACCACAAUAACUAUCUCACCAUCAACUACAUCCUCAAGGGGUUGGCCGAGACGCUGUAUUGCGUCUAUGCCGGUGCAAAGCUUGGAAAAGAGCUUUGGAGUAGCUUGAACAAGAAGUAUCAAGCUGAAGAUGCCAGCACGAAGAAUUUCAUCGUCGGGAAGAUGCUGGACUACAAGAUGGUUGACAGCAAAUCUGUUGUCGCCUAGGCUGAGGAGCUUACAGUAAUCUUCAAAAAAUGCAAUGACGAGAAAGUAGGCGUCAGCGAGGCCUUUCAAGUGGCAGCCGUCAUCCACAAACUUCCACGCUCUUGGGAAGACUUCCAAGCCGAUCUCAAGCUCAAAAGAACGGAGCUGAACCUGGAGCAACUGCUCACGCGGUUGAGAAUCCGAGAGGAGGGGCUUGCUAGAAGAGGUGGAGGGGCAAUGGCGAAAGUGGUAAAACAUCCGUCGGGCUCUUCACAUGGCGGGAAGGACAAAAAGAAAAUAGGUCCUAAGGG
This is a messenger RNA of Cuscuta campestris, 1120 nucleotides long. NCBI's taxonomy places the organism in Eukaryota, Viridiplantae, Streptophyta, Magnoliopsida, Solanales, Convolvulaceae. The record is from the annotation of a GenBank genome assembly.